Messenger RNA from Amoebophrya sp. A120, 13930 nucleotides. The record is from the annotation of a GenBank genome assembly. NCBI's taxonomy places the organism in Eukaryota, Dinophyceae, Syndiniales, Amoebophryaceae.
AGGCGAAGUCAGUGCAGUACGCAGAAAAAAUGCCCAGUGAAGGUUGUUUUUUUUUCUUUAGCUUCAGUUCCUCGUGUGGUCGUGUUGCUCGACACAGUGAAGGUUUUCGUUUCUUCUUUCAAUUGCCUUUCGCAACAUGAUAAUAUCGGAAAGAACCAACAGCAGUUUUUCCGUUUUCAUUGAGCAUGUAAGGAAAAGGCCUUUCUCUGUGUCUUGCUAAGUCUAAGGCAAUCUGAUUGUAGUGAUCUUUAUCUUCAAGUGCUACUUCUACAGUUUUGUGUAAGUCUUGUUGACACUUUGCAAAGGAAGUUUUCACCAUGCAGGGUACUUCGAGUUCGUCGAGCAGCUUCCUUGUGAACGCGUCCGUUCAGGCGGAGGCGUAUGGCCUGCACAGAUGGGACUGGAAUUUCAACUGGAACAAGUUCGGCACUAAAUUUUUUCUAGAAAAAUGAAAAAAAAAUGAAAAUAAUUCAUGCUUGGCCAGCAUCAUGCGGAUUGCGAUGUGUUGUGGACUUCAUAUGAAAGCGUGCCACACUAAACCCAAACGCAAAUCUAAGAUCACCUAUCGCAACAGUUUGAAGCACCACUUGUUCCAGUUGAAAUCGCUCAUUCCAGCUGAGCACGGCAUAAUCGGGAGAAAAAGUUUUUGUUCGACUACCAGAAGACCGGCGUCGAAUGGUUCCAAGGUCUAUACGCCAAGCGCAAGGGCGGCAUUCUCGGCGACGAGAUGGGUUUGGGCAAAACAAUUCAGGCCUUGUCCUUUCUGGAGCACACUCCCGACAUCGAAGUUGCUCUGGUGUUGUGUCCUCUGUCGCUAUUGGACGUGUGGGAGCGCGAGGCGAAAACCUGGGCCCCGCGUUUCAAGACCAUCUGUCUCCGCUUGCAGAAACAAUUCCGCAACAAGAAGCGGUCCAACUUGGCGCUCCAGAAAAAGUUUUCCUCCGCGCUGUUUCGCCAGUAUAUUUCCGUCCCCGCGGUCGGUGUAGUUGUACCGAGCGGAAGCAGCGGCAGUUCCUCAUCAAGCGCCACUAGCACGGCGGUGGGUGGGUCAUUAUCUUCGUCGAGCAGCAGCGGCAGUGCAAGUGCGUCCUCGUCUUCCUCUAGUAGUGCGGCGAUCGCGGUAGUCGCAGAACCGGACGUAAGUUCUUGGACGAGCAGCGCCGCUAGCGGUCCUCGCGCGAAUAAAAAAUCCGCUCUGUUGUUCGUUGCGAACCUGGAUCUGCUCACGAACCGUCCAGAGCUGUUAAAGCAAAUCUCCGUUCGCAAAGAUCUCACGGAGCAGCAGGUACUGCUACCUAGAUUGAAUGAACUUAAACCGAUGGAUGACCACCCACGGCCAGCGCCAGCUGCUUUGGUUUUCGUGGAGAAAAUGAAAAUCAAAAUAGUACCUGCGUUGUUUCAUUGAAAAGACAAAGAGAGAAGAUAGCAAUAACUGCAUUCUUACGUCUUCACUACUUUUCGUCAUGUUUUUUUUUGGAUACCAUGAGAUGAUCCCCCUAUUAAAUCAACUUCAACUGAAACCGCAGAUUCGGUUCCUGUUCAAGAAGAAACUGAAACUGCUGGAGAAGCUAUCCAAGAAAAAAACAUUGUAGGUGUAACUUUUUUGGAGGGACAGCAUUACAAAUUUGUCUGGCAUGACAGACAGCAAAAACCUGUCAUGCGCAGAUAGAACGCGAAAACGUCCUUUAAUGGACCCUACGAUGCAUGCCAAGCAUGACAAACGCAAUCAUCUUACAUGUUGUGCAUCACAAAUUAUAGUUAUACACUAACAACGUUUUUUUCUUGGAUAGAAGCACUCCGGCGACGAUUUCAUGCAGGACGCGGGGGCGCUGGAUCCGGACGAGGAGGACACUGAGGACUCGGAGGGCGACAACCAGGACGACAGCGACGACGCUGCGCCCCCAGUCGGUCGCUCGACGCGCAAGCGGCCCGCGUCUCCUAGUACACUAAACUCAGCCUCCAAGCGGCCCUUCCGGGAUCCGGCCACCGCGGUUUCCGCCCCAAGUCAACUUUCCGACGAGAGCAACGGUCUCAUGGGAAAGCAGCACGUACUAGUUGCCCACGUCGGCGGAUCGUUCUUGAGCACUUCCGCUGCAUCAGCCGUUGCAGCUUCUGAGGGAAAGGAUAAAAGCAGCAGCAACGUGUUGAAUAAACCGCCCAGCAAUAGUAAAGCUCCUCCGUCCCAGAAGCGAUUUCGAUCGUUUCUGCCGGACUCGAAAUACCACUGGGACGUUAUAACCUGCUCAGGUGUUACAAUCUCAAACGUUACAAUAGAAUCUGAGAUUUGUCUUGCAUGACCAACAUGACAGACUCGGACAGCGUCCCACUAUUUGCAAUACAAAUUUCACCAGAUUGUAGUGCGGAUUGGGACUCCAGAACUUGUCAUGCGCAAUCCUGUGGGAGUAGGGUAGAUCAUGCACUUCUUGCAACACAAAUUCCAGAUUCUAUUGUAACGUUUGAGAUUGUAACACCUGAGCGGGUUAUAGACGUGGUUCUCGUGGAUGAGGCCCACCGUUGCAAGGACCCUAGUGGAAUAUCAAAUGUAAAAAUGUCUGGGUCUGGAAGAAUGCGCGAUUUGUCAUGCAGCUUUUCCAUGACCCAUGAGGUCUGGAAUGCAGGGCCUAGCGUGACAGAUUCUGUGCGAUCUCUCUCAUGCCUAUCCUGCAUGAGAAACCCCUUCCCGACUUGGUCAAAACUCGACGACUUUUGGUAAUCAUGCAGCACAGAUUUUUGCAUGCUUCAGAUCUAGCAUGACAAGUUCCAAUUCUUCCAGACCCAGACAUUUUUACAUUUCAUAUGGAACCCUGUCGCGCAACCUCCGGGCGGUCCAGGCGGUCGCGAAGUUUCUAAUCACCGGCACGCCACUGCAGAACGAGGUGCGCGACCUCUGGAAUCUGCACGACUGCUGCAACCCGGGGAUCCUCGGCAAUCUUCAGUCGUUCACGAAGAAUUUCGCGACGCCGAUUUUAUCAGAGUCGUGCACAAUCCUCGCUUCUUCUUAUUUGUCGUGCAGAAACGCAAGAACUCCAGGCCCAGCUUUUCCUAUUGCCUUGGCUUCUCGUGUCUAUUUGCACUACCCCGCAUGACAAGCUGCGGCACCGAAUAUACACUACUACGCCGGUUUUAUUCCGCACACAUAUUUGUCAUGAAGAAGCUUUAUUUUUGACCCUGUUUUCUCUGUCUUUCUCUUUUGCCAUUCUUCCCAGCAACUGACGGACGAAAAGAGGGCCGCUCUGUGCACUCUCAUAGAUCAACAAGGGCAUGCUGAAGAACGCUGGGGAGCUGGACGUGGAGCUGAAGAACGUGCUAUCGGCGCAGCUGCAAGACCGCACGCGACCCUACUACCUGCACCGCACCAAAAGGCAGGUGAAGACCAUGGGCGAGGUGACCAAGACAGAUGUGGUGCUGUGGCUGCGACCCACAAAAAAACAGGUAAAGUUCUACCAGACCGUGCUGCAGAACGCCAGUUUCAUCCAGGAGGCGCGGGAGAGCGGAAAAAUGGGCACCAUGGUGUUCAAAGCUAUCACAUACUUGAUAUGAACUGCAAAUAUGUCUGGGUCUGGAAGAAUACAAACUUGUGGUGCGCAUUUUAGAACACAGAAAAAUCUUUAAUGCAUAGGCAGCAAAUGUUGCCCACUUUCUGUCACCAAAAUGGGGCAUUUUUCAUGCGGAUUCGGCAUCGCGGAAGCUUCUCGACCCCUGUGUUGCUAGAGCUUCCAUGACAGACCUUCUGUGUCAUGCAAAAACAGCUUGACUCUUCCAGACCCAGACAUUUUUGCAAUCCAUAUUUGAAAAAAUUGAGCAACUCCCUGGUCCUCUGCCACCCGGAUUUCGUCACGGCGGGCAGCUGGGUGGACUACGUGACCGGGCUCACGGAUGACCUGACCGGUCUCGUUAGUACCUCUAUGCAGGAGCCAAUAGGGAUGGACCUGCAGCAGGUGGGCACUACACUGGAAAACAGAACCGCUGGCGCUGUCACAGGACCUCGACCUGCAAAAAUUGCUGCGGAGGUGCAAGCCAAAGAGAGCCGUGCGCUGCCUGCCACAACAUCUUCGGGCACCAACCUUGCUGUGCUUGGUCUUCCAACCGAUGAAAUUACAGCCGAAAAAAGUAUACUAAAGACUGAUCUUCUCGACAGUGCCCACCACGAAGGCGGUCGAACAACUGGAAAGGACAACAUCACACACAAGAACACGUCAAGUAGUGCCAGCAGCUCUACGGCCGCAGCGGUUGCUUUCUCAGCUUUUCAGGACAUGAAUAGUACCGCCUCGAAAAAGAGCGCGAUCGCGGAAGAGUCUGAGUUUUACGACGCAGCAUCCGGCGACGAAACACCCUUGAAAGAGGCGGAAAGCGAAGACGAGUUCAUGUCUAGUCCGGAUGAGGGCGUCGAAAAACUUCUAAAUUACCCGGCGCCGGGGAAAAAACCCGACGUCCCCUCACCCCUUCGGAAGCGCAGUCCGCACAAAUUUGCCGAGGAGCAGCCUGAUGAUCAUGCCGGUAUUGUCGCGCCGAACAAAGCCGCGAUUGGCGGGGCAGCUGGUUCGGCAAGUUCUACUUCCACGACUGGUUUAUUUGGCGGAUCGCGAAACUAUUUUUCCGGCGCCCUCUCUGCCGUGGCAGCAGUAAUCUUGCCGAAAAAAUUGUCCUCUGCAGCUGGCGGCUCACCUCCUGAUGGGGCGGAGGAAUGGGUGGAAGGCAGGGGAGCUGCUGUUUCUGACGCUCGAGCGACCAGCUCCUUUUCAUCGUCAUCCCGAGUCGGUGCUUCAGCGGAGCUUCUGCAAGAGCCGAAACACGACAGCCUGAAACCAAACCAAAUACACACUACUACUGGUGGCCCAUCUACUCAAACUCACGCGAAUGUUGGAGACAUCGAAUCGUUGGAUGUGGCAGCGUCCUCGAGUGGUGGUCCUAGUAGUGCAGCUUCCGGCGCUUGUAAUACUGUUGCAUCUUCAAUCCUGCUGCCAAAAUCGUCACCAAUCACCGACGGGGCCGCCGGUGCGGCGUCUUUGAAAAUAAUGCCCUCCGACCCCGGCGGGAGCCAGCAGAGGCACGACGACGAACUGCCGAAAGCUCAGGGCGAUUCCUCCAACGCAGCUGCGCAGUCGCCCACGCAAAAGCGCCGGUCCUCAUUACUGAAAAAGGAGGAAGUAAGCCUGAUUUCCGGCGCCAUUGAAGACAAGGCCGAGACGCUGAUGCAGCUCCGGGACGACGCGAUCAAGCUCGCUUUCCUGAGCGAGUUUCUGCCCGUGCUGAUCGCGCGCCAGCACAAGAUCUUGUUGUUCUCGAGCUCCACGAAGAUGCUGGAUCUGAUCAUGUGUGUGGUGCUGAAACCGCUGAAAAUCCGCUGUCUCCGCUAUGACCUGCUCAAACGUUACAAUCUCAAACGUUACAAUAGAACUUUGAUUUUGUGUUGCAUGACGAGCAUGACAGACCCGGACAACAUUCCACUUUCUGCAAUACAAAUUUCGCCAGAUUGUAGUGCGGUUUGGGACUCCGGAACUUGAUGUCAUGCGCAAUGCUAUGAGAGUUGGCUACAUAAUGCACCUCUUGCGUCACAGAUACAGAUUUCGACACUCUAUUGUGACGCUUGAGAUUGUAACACCUGAGCAGGUUAUAUCCGCAUCGACGGGUCCACGGAAGUGGAGGACCGCAACCGCAAAGUGCAACGUAUGGCGUUCUCAAACGUUACAUUCUCAAUUGUUACAUGAAUUUGUAAUGCAAGACUAGCACAGGUGAGAGGGAGAGCCUUGCGCGUCUUGCAUUACAGGUUUGGUGCGGAUUACAGUGCUAUUUACCCCUCAGGACAUUUGUCAUGCGAAGCAGCUUGAUCGUCUGGCGGGUCAUGGUCAUUUUGCAUGACAAAUCCAUGCAACAGUUGAGAAUGUAACAGUUGAGAACGCCAUACAACGCUUCCAGAACCUGCAAGGGCGCAAGGCCUUCGACGUCUUUCUGGCGUCCACGCAGGUCGGUGGCGUCGGUCUUACCCUGACCGCCGCGGAUCGUGUUGUGAUUAUCGAUCCGAGCUGGAACCCGAGCACGGACCACCAGGUAAAAACAUAUAAUUAAAAGCACUGAAGAAACGCACUAAGUAUGAAGUAAAUAAGCAUGGGCACGCUGUGGACAGCAACUACAUGUCGAAGUAUUACUGAUGUCAAUGUGCUAACUCGUCGCUCGUGAUCUUGCUUUGGCCCGUCUAAAAGCAAAGCGUUAAGGUUAGUUUACUUUGCUAUGCAGCUUAUUGUUGUAUUUCUCUUAAAAGCAAAGCGUUUAAGUCUGCAGGUUGCGCAAAGGAAUCAAUCACAUGCCCGAAAAUUGUGUUGCGUGGCAGCUAGUUGUGCCACGACCUAAUUACUUGAUAUAUUAAAAACGUGAAGUACGUGCGUGUAGUGUCUCGAACUACAAGGAUGAAGAUGUUUUUCUCAUGCUGAAAACCCUGCUCACGUUCACCGUUCAAGUUUUUUCCAGAAUCGACAUUGCAGGCCAUCGACCGUGCAUUCCGCGUCGGGCAAACGCGCAACGUGGUCGCCUACCGCUUGAUCGCCACGGGAUUGAUCGAGGAAAAAAUGUUUCGGUACCAAGUGUUCAAACAGGGCCUUGCGAAGAGCUGCCUCGUUGCCGCCGGCGCGGACCACCACGAGCGAGAAGACGUCGUCUCGGCGACAUCCACCGACCUCGUUGCCGCUCGUGGUCAUCUUGACGGGAAAAUAAACGCAAGCAGUAGUUUCGGGGAAAAAAAUAACCCGACUUCUUCUUCGUCGUGUUCUGCUGAAGAUACUUCUGGGGAGAGUAUCGUAAGGAAUACAGCCACGACAACUGUCACGAUUGAGGCCCAGACGCUAUCAAGUGUAAAAAUGUCUGGGUCUGGAAGAAUGCAAGUUUGUCAUGCUUGUCUCACAUGACUCUUGCAUUUGUCGUGCGCAUUACUCAAGACCCCCAUUUUUCUGUCAUGCAGAAACGUUCUUGUCAUGCAGAUUAGGCAACACCAAGAAGCUCAGAAACUUGUCAUGCUGAGCCAGCACUUGUGGCCUCCUCAUGAUACGCCGCCCAGCAUCACAAGUUUCCAGACCCAGACACUUUUGCAUUCGAUAGACGCGGUAUUUCACCAACAAGGACAUUCACGACCUUUUCGAGUUCCUCGAGCCGUAUUCCCUGCCAAUUUACCAUGCAGCCCAACAUCUUCCGAAUUGUCAUGCAAAACGUGACGUAAAGUCGUGUCGAGUUUAUUUGUCAUGCGAAAAAUGGAUGGGGAAAGAUGGUUGAUUUUCAGCGGAUAAGGCGGAGCAGCUGGACACUUGCAACCGGUUGGAGGAGGAGCACGGCCGCCCCGACGCUGCCUGGGAAGCGUGGCUGCGAGACAGCGAAGACUUGCAACAUUUUUCCACGACACAGCCACAAGGAUUUUUGAAACCUGUCGAUGACGACGACGAGGAUGAAGUAGAAGAACAAGCAUCUGCCCCGGCAGCAAAGCGGCGCAAGAAGGAAAACCGAGUCGAGGGCGCUGAUCCACCUCAUAGUACUGAAGUUGGCGUGAAAGGACCGGCUGCGGAGAAAGGCACUGGUGCCCGAGUCGCUGCGUUACAGCACAUGGUGUUGGGCUUAAGUGACUACAACUGUUUGUUCGGACACCGGGGCGGCAAAACCAAGAUCACGUUCAACCAGGAGGAGCAUGAGAAUCUAUUCCUCGAUAAUGCUGACCAACUAUCUGCUGUGCCGUCUGGCUCUGGACCGGCCGGGGCGAGUGGACCGGAUGCUACAACUCCUGGUGACGGGAUUACUAUGGACCAACACCGCAAAGUGUCCAAGUUGUCGUCCUCCGCGGGAGGCGCCAGUGAAAAGCAGCAAGACCCAGAUACGCAGAUGAAGAAGGACCUGGACCAGAGCCUCCAGGGGCUACCGAUCGCGGAGCAGAAGCGCCUUCUGAAGAAGGAGGUGACCCUACCCUGUGCAAAAAAGUUGUACCCGUUCUUACCCACCACAUUUUAACUGAUCAAGAGGGGAAAUCAAUAGCAUGUUGUACAAACUCGAAUCCUCCUGCGCAUUUUUGAAUUCGUGGUUCGCACCAACAUCGGCCACUUCAGUACGCCACUUGUUUUUUCUUGCUGUCGCUUUGAUUUCAGCAUUCCAACGAGCUCCCAUACAAGACUCGAGGGUUAUUGAUAGAUACCUCUCACGGGGACGAGUCGUGUCCGCGUGCGAACGCUCGGCACUCCCAAAUUUGCAUACUACUUCACCCGCUGGAGCCCUCCUCCUCAGGGUCAGGGUGCAGGCAUCUGCAUGAAAACACAAUUUAGUUUUACAAUCGCAAUACCAAUUCCAAUUCUUAUAAAAUAUAUCGCAUGACAACUGGUGGGGCGGGAACGCGUAUGUGUUUGAACAGAAUAGACCGAACUGUCUCGGAAGGUGAUGGAGUGCUCGCUGAAGCGGCAGAAGGCGGAGAACGACCGGAAGGAUGCGUGUGCCGCGGUGGCCGCAGCGGAACAAACAUUGAAGGACAAGAUCGAGGCGAAACGGACGAAGAAAGCGGCGGAGAAGGGUGCCAAGCAGGAGUGGCUUGCCGAGAAGCAGGCCCUGGAGGACGUCGAGCGCGCCAGGCGGCUGGCCGAGCGGUCACUGCAGGCCGCCGAAAAGGCCGAAAAAGGGCUGCAGCAGGAACGGGACGCCGCCGUGAAGAAGCACCAAGACGCGGAGACACGGCAGCAGACCGCUAAACUAUCAUAGCGAAAAAAGCCCCCACCCCAUAUCGGAAACGGAAGACGCGCGAAUUUGUGAUGCUGUAUCUGAGUACACAAAUCGACUUGUAUUGCUAGCAGGCCAAGAGACGAAGCUGCGGCAUGAAUUGCAGGUAAUCUGUCAUGCUGUUUCCCACUUCCAGUUGCCUCCUGCCAUCCUGGAGCUGCAAGGCUCUCCCACGCUAGGCAGCACUACAGUCCGUAUCUUUUGCCUUCUAGCAUCACAAAGCUAGUUUGUGACCACAAAUCUGCAUCACAGAUUUCCGUUUUGAUAUGCUGGGGAGGGGGCAUUUUUCAUUGUAAUAGAAACUCGAGUGCGACCAGGCGGAGCAGCGCAUGAUAUCCUGUGCAAAAGUAUCGCACUCGUAGUAAUUGCUGUUAUGCAUUACAAAUCUUGUUCCCAAGGCAAAUCUCCAUUACAAAUUUCAUUUCUCAUGCUGAGGAAAGUUGUAUAUGCAUUUAUACGAGCACGAUGCUUUGUUUUGCAUUUCAUACAUGAAGGAAUUCGACCACCUGCUGACGGAUGCCGAGAAACAGGCCUUGGACGAUUGCGAAACCAAGCAGGUGGAGUUCGAGUUCGUGGACCACGCCGCGGGCGAUCGGCAGACGAAGCGCACCCAGCUGGACCGGGCGAUCGAGCGCACCCGGGCCGCGCUCACCUCGUCCAAGGCCUCCGUGCGCUCCUUCGAGAAGAUGUCCCGGCUCCAGAUGCAGUGGCACGAGACGCGGUGGAAGACCCAAGAACUGCAACUGCGGGCCCGCGACGCAGAGCACGCGGUUGGAGAGUUUCAGGAAGUCCAGACCGCGACCGCGGAACUUGCUAUCGACUGCAAAUGUUUGUCUGGGUCUGGAACAAAGGUGUAGUGCUGAACGAGACUCGAAUAGCUUCGCCCGCUCGGUGUGACAUCGCAAGCUUGCGCUAGAAGGAGCAUUUUUCACAAAGUUCGCCCCUCGCUGCGGAGCGCGCACGUUUUGCGUAUCACCUGGGAACAACACUGCUGCGUCUCGCGCCGCAUCCCCCCGCGGCCUAGUGGAUGCAUUUUCAAAGCAUGUCGAGCCGGAAACGCGGCUAGAGACGCCUUCGCAGUGCGUUUCUGGUUGGAAAUCUAGCAAGCGACGCCGUCUCAGUGCGUUUCUAGCUGGAAACCCACCUAGCGACGCCGUCUCAGGGCGUUGCGAGCUAGAAAGCCAGCUAGCGACGCCGCCCCGGUGUGUGUCCAGCAGGGAAUCCAGCUAGCAAUGCCGUCUCAGCGCCUUUCUAGCUGAAAGGAAACACAGCCGGAAAGGCAGCGGCAGCGUGUUUCCGGCUAGAGAUCCAGGCGGAAAGGCAUCGCCAGCGCGUUCCCAGAACGAAAUCCAGCGGGAGAGGCAUCGCCAAAGCGCCCCCGGCUGGAAGAAAUUCAGCCGGCCGCGUCUUUGCAGAGUAUUUCUAGCGUGAAAUGGAGCCGGGGACGCCUUUUCAGAGCAUUCCUAGCGGGAAACCCAGACGGCGGCGCGUUUUUUUCUAGCCGGGAGGAAAUCCAGCAGGGAGGCAGUGCAUUACUUAAAGAGGCACCCGCAAGCAACGCGCCUCCAGCUGGAAACCCUUCGAGGGCGCCUCUUCGAAGAGUAUCCAGCUGGAGACGCCGCGGCAAUGGAAAUCCAGCUUGCUGGAAACGCCUUUUCGAGGGAAAUCCAGAUGGAAACGCAUCGAGAAGGCUUUUUCAGCGCUUUUCCGCCCGACCUUUUCAAAGUGUUGGCAGCUGGAUUUCUAGUAGAAGACGGUUUUCGAUUUCUAGCUUGGAAUCCAGCUGUGGGGAACACUUUGAAAAGGCAUCCGCGGCGCAUUGUUAGCUGGGAUUCCAGGUCAAGGCGCCCCAAGGUGUUGCCAGGUGGAUAGAUUUGCGGGCGAAGAUGCCUCGGGGCAUUUCCAGCUGUCAAGAAUCGCGAGGCAGCUGAUUUCUCUUCGAUUUUCCGGGGUUUCUUCCCGCGUUAGCAAAACUCUUCUGGCUACCCGGGGAAAGGUUUGCCUAGAAGGAUAGUGGGUAGGUAUUGGGAAGCCAUCGGGAAGGGGUGGCAGAGCUGAAGCUCUUCUCGGGUUGUUGUGCUUAGCACGGCUCUUCAGGCUACCCGAGGCAAGGAUCUUCUAGUAGGGUCGCGGGAGGGUGUUCAUUGGGAUAGUGGAAACGUAUUGGGAAUUUGUUUUUUUUUUCCCGAGUUGCUGUGUUUAGCACAGCUAUUCUGGCUACCCGGGGCAUGGGUUUUCUAUCUAGUAGAAUGCUGGGAAGGUAUUGAUGGAGGCACCCAUCUGCGCCAUCGUUGCACGCCUUCCAGGUGCAGCGUCCGUGGCUGCGGUUGCCGCCUUCCGUCUCCGUCGGCUGCCCGCGAUGUCUCCGUGCGCGCGAUCAGCCAAGGUUUUUUUUCCUUAGGGAUUUCAGUAAGAAAGUGACACGCGAUCGCGCGGAUCCGAGUGACCCCCUACGUCACUCCCCCCGCCCUUUCGAUGUGAUGACAUUGCGCCCCGAUCUGUAUGAAUGGUUUGAAGAUCUAAGAUGAUAAGAGCUAAGAUUAUGACUUUUAAGAUGAGGACUCACAUGCGGGGGGCCCUCGCCCCCCCCCGCGCCCCCCCGCCCCUUCGAUAUGAUGACGCUGGGCCCCAAUCUGUGUGAGUAGUUUUUAUUUUUGAGAUGAAGACUUACAUGCGGGGGGCCCUCGCCCCCCCCCGCGCCCCCCCCGCCCUUUCGAUAUGAUGAUACUACGCCCCAAUCCGUAUGAAUAGUUUGUAUCUUUGAGCCGAAGACUUAAAUGCGGGGGGCCCUCGCGCCCCCCCCGCCCUUUCGAUGUGAUGAUAUAUAUUGCGCCCCAAUCUGUAUGAAAAAUUUUGAGAUCUAAGAUUAUAACUUCAAGAUCUAAGAUCAUGACUUUUGACAUUGCGCCCCGAUCUGUAUGAAUGGUUUUAAGAUCUAAGAUGAUAAGAGCUAAGAUUAUGACUUUUGAGAUGAAGACUCACNCCCCCCCCCGCGCCCCCCCCCGCCCUUUCGAUAUGAUGAUACUGCGCCCCAAUCUGUAUGAAAAAUUUUUAGAUCUAAGAUUAUAGCUUUAAGAUCUAAGAUCAUGACUUUUGAGACGCUUGAUCAUUGAUUUACUAUGUGAUCUAAGAUUUAGAUUAAGACUCACUAAGAUUCAGAUUUAAGAUUGAGACUGAGAUUGUGACUUAAGAUUGCGAUUUAAGAUUGAGCGAUGAAAUUGUAAAUGAUUCUGAGAUAGAUUUAAGAUUUCUUAAGAUUUGAGAUUGAGAUAAGAUUUGAUAAUAAGAUUGGAGAUUCGAAUAAGAGCUAAGAUUUAAGAUUCAGAUUGAGAUCGAGAUUGAGACUUGAUACGAAAUUGAAUUAUUCAAUUUGAAUUAUUCAUGAAGUUGAGUUAUUCAAUUUGAAUUAUUCACGAAGUUGAGUUAUUCAAUUUGAAUUAUUCAGGAAAUUGAAUUAUUCGUGAGUCUUGCGAUGAAAUUGUAGAUAUGACUAUCAAUGGCCAUACUGAUUGAGCGCGCCUUUUUUAGAUCGUGUAGUGAAGCACAAACUGCACAGGAAGAAGGUCGUCGUGUGGCCGCGCUUUUGCUGCUUACGCUCUAGCGUGCGAGACACGCUGCAAAAAUACAAGUGGCUCUGCAACCUUUCGAACAAACGCAGAUAUAUUUGCAAUGCAUACGGGCAGAGAAGCGGCAAACGGUCCGGGCGCAGGAGGCAAAGAUCGAGGAGAAGAAGAAGCAGUACGACGAGGCGGUGGCGGCAGUUGCGGAUGCGGAGCGGGAGGAGGAAACCGCGAAGACGGAUGUGGCUGCGAAAAAGCAGCGCGCUAAGGACAUGCAGACCUAUCAAAUGUAAAAAUGUCUCGGUCUGGAAGAAUGCAUGUUUGUCAUGCUUGUCUGGCAUGACUCUUAAAUCUGUCAUGCACGUUACCCAAGAGCCCCAUUUUUCUGUGAUGCAGAGACGCAGUUUGUCAUGCAGAAUUGGCAACACCGAGAAGCUCAGAAACUUGUCAUGCUGAGCCAGCACUUGUGGACUCAUCAUGAGACGCCAACCAGCAUCACAAGUUUCCAGACCCAGACACUUUUACAUUUGAUAAGACCGACAUCCGAACCAGUCGCGACGAAGAGAAGAAGAUGACUCGCGAGUCGGAGCUCAAGCAGGCGGCAUUCGCCAAGUUGGAGCGGAAAUUCCAAAUCUUCGAGGAAAAAACCAAGAACGGACUCCGGGAAAUGGAAACCGAGGGCUACGACGAAGAACAGAUUGCAAAACUCGCGAAGAACAAGCAAGACUGAGCCCUGCGCCGCGUCGUGACUGAGGAUCUGCGACCUGCGACCCUUCAACAGGGACCACACACAUGCGUAAGUAGUGGCAAAGUUUUCAUCGUGCCUGGUGAUCGUUGAACUUCUUUUGAUGUCUGGUAGUAUACUACCCAUAGUACCGUAGAAGUAGAUGAUUACUAUUACUUGCUGACCCUGCCCGCCAGAUAAUUGGGUAAGAACGCGAUAAAAGUUCUAUCGCUGCGCUGCAACUAUCCAGAGUGAGAACUAGAGUUGUACGGUCACGCACAACAACUUCGCGCUGUCGUAUGGAAGAUCCUCAUUUGCUGAACUUUUCAUCUGAGCUUCGACGUCAUGACAGUGUCGAUUCACCAUGUGUCGCACGGCCUCGACCAGCGUUGGGAUGUAGUUGAAGAAUGUUCCUUCAGGAUAGAAGAAAUGUCAUUCAACGCACGGCUGUUCCUGCUGAUUUUACUGUUCUACUGUCUAUUCUAGUGCACCAGCUUUUCCCCCAGCCCCACGAGGAUUAUGCAAUUAUAUAGGGGCGCAAAUACUACAUACAUGUUCCCGUCUCUUGGCAGACAGGAGCAAUGUUGACCCAGCGAAGAAGCCCUCAUAGAAUGCUUGAAUGAUCAACUCGUCCUGCUCGGCUAUUCUUAAGGUACAUGUAUUCGAUUUUGAAACUACUACGCCAGAUUUUUUUGCGAAUCAGUGCUUGGAGUUUGAAAGUGGAAGAUUUUGGAACUACACAGACUUUGAGUGGAUCCGCGGUAAAUAUAGCCUUACACCACGAUCGCGAUAGAUCAAGAAAGCUGAACUGUAUUUGCAGUCAGGAAAAUAAACCUCAUUGACCCUUAUUCACAGCCUAUAGCCCCAAGCAAACGAAAAGCGCACGCGUUUGGCUUGGUUAGGAGGCUCG